GCGUGAAAUGUGGAAAGAAAUAUCGACAACCUGAAAUACCUGGCGCGGGGCAGUUUGAUGAUUAAUCGUAAGGCCGCUCCAAAGAGAAAAGAGCAAGGUUGUAGGGAUUGGGGAGGAAGAGCGUGAAAUAUGGAGAGAAAUAUCGACAACUUGAAAUACCUGGCGCAGGGUAGUUGGAUGAUUAAUCGUAAUGUCGCUCCAAAGAGAAGAGCGAGGGAGAAUGCUGCGGAGGAAGAGCUUGAGGAGGCGGGAGACGACACGUCAGCAGGACACAUCAGCAGAGCCACGUCAGCAGCAAGGGAUACCUUAUCAGCAGGCCCCGACCGGUCUAUGUUGUUGAGAUCUCAAACAACAGUCAUGGACCAGAGGCCCGGAGAAGCGGACGAGGCCUAUYAGGCCCGCAUGCUGGCCUGGAGUGCGGAGACUAAGAAAUGGGCAGAUGAAGCUGCAGCAGCAGCGAAGAAGAAGGCGGAAGAUGCAGAGCAGGCACGUCUGCUGGCACUUGAACAACAGCGCCAGCAUGACGAGGCAGCAGCAAGGGCUGCUGAUGAAGAAAGAAUACAGCGUCGUAAGAAGAUAUUCACUGGAGAGCGGGCAUUACUUACCAUGGCAGCGGCAUGGCGGACCGAGGCCGAGGAUGGCAAGUUGGAGGACAGCGCCAACAAGAUAGCGCUCCUCCUCUCGCAUCUCACGGAUCUCCUGGCCACCUGCAUUACACAGCAGGCGGAGAUCCUUGGCCUCGACACCUCGCUAGCUCAUCUCCAAGACCGCCUUCAGCGGUUGGAGCAGCGACCAGUCGCCGCCGCAGACGCAGGCUCUUCCAACACUACCGACCGCCUCAAUGCAUUGGAGAUGGACGUCGGCACACUCAAGGAUGGCGUACAAUCGCAGCAGACCGCGAUACAGCAAUUGCAACAGCGGAUCUGCACUACCGCCACCACUUCGAGUACAGAACCGCGCGAGACCACACCAAAGUUCGACGGGCAGGAGAUCUUCUGCGACUCAAUGAAGACAGAUCCUAUUCCAUGGUUUCGCAAGUUCGAGCUCACGCUGCAGUUGUCCAACGUCAAGGAACACAAGCACCACGCCUACUUGUACUCUCGCUCAGGGGGCGCKUGCYAGGCCUGGUUGGACAACCUCCUGUCCAAGUACGGAGUGGUAGCUGCGGACUUGCACACCGUGAUCAGUUGGGAUGAUCUGAAGGCGGCGUGGCACAAGCGGUUCCAGGUGGAGCCGCCAGAGAUCAAAGCCAUGGACAAGCUCAUGGUCUUUGAGCAAGGCACGCUGCCGAGUACGGACUGGAUCGCCGAGUACCAACGCUUGACAUCAGUCCCAGACAUCCAGAUGGGCUUCAAGGCCAUCCGCCAUUACUUCAUCUCAAGGUCAUGUCCGRCAUUGAGMAAUGCCCUGACGCAUGUCGAAGACACCUUGACGACGACGGCGGAGUUGUUCGACAAGGCUGCGCAGAUCAUUAUCACAAACAAGGAGGCCAAAAACCUUCGCACGGGAGUGGCAAGCAUCAUCAAUAACGACAACUGCGACGGCAAGGACAACAACGAAGAAGAAGAAGAAGAAGAAGAGGAAGCAGGAAAGGAGGAGGAGGAGGAGGAGGAAAAGGAGGACGAGGUGGAGGAGGAAAAGGUUGGUGACAACAACGACAACAGCGAAGAAGAAGAAGAAGAAGAAGAAGGAGAGGAGGAGGAGGAGAAGGAGGAGAAGGAGGAGGAGGAAAAGGAGGACGAGGUGGAGGAGAAGGCUUGUGAGCGGACGGCAUUUGUUGAUUUCGUGUCAAGAGAUGGCGCUUUGCUGCUUCUAGAGAAAGCUGCCAGUCGAGAGGGUCUCUGGCUUGAAGGCUGCCAAUUGAAGGCCAGAAAAGAUGACAUCAGCCAGGCAGUCAGGGUUCCACAUCCUCGAGUUCCUCCAAUCGAUAUGCGAAGAUGCAGCCUGUCGAUUGGGAUGUGCUAUAAUAAGGACACAGUACUGGAGAGCUGGUCAUUCAAAGAGCGACCGGGUGUGCGUGUGAAGUUCGACUUCCCGCAGAGGAAGAUCCGCUUUUUCAUUGGACGGCACACACCGCCUGGUGGAGAUCAGAGGAUACAGGCAGGAGGAGGAGGAGGAGGAGGAGGAGGAGGAGGAAGAUCUUCCACCAGGGCGAAGGAAUGGGAUUACAGUGGUGACCAAUGGUCGGGCAAGGAGCCUCAGUGGGUGCUCAUGCAGCAGAUAUGGGAAUAUGAUUCUCAGAGUCAUGUCAGAGGAACUGGGGCCAAGAAGGCAACAGUUGCAGGAGAUAGGCUAUGGAGAUCUGAACCAGAGGAGAGGACUUACGAUUCCAAGAUGGAGUAUCAGCUGGAAUUCAUGACGCAAGACCUCACUCGAGCAGACUUCAACUAUGGAGGGUAUGAUCCGCGAGCGAAGGCAUGGAUGUUGCUGCAUUUUCAUUGCCCACCACGAAUUUACUACCGGACGGCGGACGUACAAGUGUUCACACCCCCGGACCGUCCAAAGUACUCUUUCGAUGACGAGGAUGACCCGUGGGUGCGAACCUGUGAUUUCACACCAGAUACCAGCAUCGGUCGGAGCAGGGUCUACAGAAUCCAGGUUGGCAAGGAGGGAGAAGGUCAGUUUCAACUCGUCAGGGAGGAAAUUGAGGUCAUAAAUGGUACCUCCUGCAAAACGGGUGAGAACAACGAAGAUGGACAGAUCUUGUUGUCUGAAGCCAACGGCAUUGACAUAUUAAUAUCGGACGACAUCUUUGAAGGCUAUCUUGUUGAGACUGGCCAGGACUGACUCACAAACUGGAAAUGGUCGAGGUGUACUCAUGUGCGAAGGUGGAUAAUGAAACUGAUCUCAGUGU
Messenger RNA from Chara braunii, 2854 nucleotides. The record is from the annotation of a GenBank genome assembly. Lineage: Eukaryota; Viridiplantae; Streptophyta; Charophyceae; Charales; Characeae.